Messenger RNA from Leguminivora glycinivorella, 1156 nucleotides. RefSeq names its product aldo-keto reductase AKR2E4-like. Lineage: Eukaryota; Metazoa; Arthropoda; Insecta; Lepidoptera; Tortricidae. The transcript is spliced from 8 exons. Gene Ontology annotation, molecular function: aldose reductase (NADPH) activity. The record is from RefSeq and is a predicted model, not a curated record. Gene Ontology annotation, cellular component: cytosol. Bases 42 to 1109 code for a protein of 355 amino acids.
CGUGUAGCCAUAGCCGCGGCUCCCUGUGGCUGCCUCCGUGUAUGUUUGGUUGGUUGCCUAACUAUGCGCAAGCAGUUUGUGCUCGUCAGUCCGCGCCUGCGCACGUCAUGAAUUUACUGGCGGUAUUUCUGUUGUUUGCGCCGAUGGCGCUGGCGUUACACAGCGGCGGGCUGGCUCCGUGGCGCCCUCUCAACGACAACAACAAAGUCCCGAGCUUCGGGCUUGGAACAUGGCUUGGCUUCUCAGACAAGGGGCGCGUGGAGCCUCAAGGUCACGAGGUAGAAGAUGCGGUGGCGUGGGCCAUUGAUGCUGGGUACCGACAUAUCGACACUGCACACAUUUAUGAUACCGAGGACCAGGUCGGACGAGCCAUUAAGAAAAAGAUAGACGACGGGACGGUGAAGAGGGAAGACCUGUUCGUCACGACUAAGCUGUGGAACGACGCACAUGCGCGCGAGGCAGUGGAGCCAGCAUUACGUCGAUCUCUGCAGAAACUGGGGCUGAAGUAUAUCGACCUGUACCUGAUUCACUGGCCUGUCGGAACUUAUGCCAACAAUUCGUUCGACAGCACAGACUACGUGGACACGUGGCAGGGCAUGAUCGCAGCCAAGGAGAAGGGUCUCACCAGGUCCAUCGGCGUCUCCAACUUCAACCAGCAGCAGCUGGAGAGGCUCAUCAAGGCCAGCAACGUGAAGCCCGCCAUGCUGCAAGUUGAGCUGAACCUGAACCUCCAGCAGCCCUCUCUCCUCGCCUACUGCCGCUCGCAGGACAUCCUGGUGACCGCCUACACUCCCUUCGGUUCCCUCUUCCCAAGCAAGGCCAAACCCGACGCGCCGCCACCACGGGUUGACGAUCCGGAGCUCGUCUCUAUAGCUGGGAAAUAUAACAAGACUGUGCCGCAGAUCGCACUGAGAUACUUGUGGGAGCUCGGCGUAACCCCAAUCCCGAAGUCCAUCACUCGCUCUCGAGUGGAACAGAACAUCCAGAUCUUCGACUUUGGACUCAGCGCAGAAGAGAGGAAGAAGCUGGCGGCGUUCGACAGAGGAUACCGUACCAUCGACGUCAAAUGGUGGAGGGAGUCUCCGCACUACCCUUUUGAGAAGAAUUAAGCCUUUUACUGUAUUUUUUUUAAAUAAAAAUCUUAAUAAUAAACUUA